AUGACCACUCCUAGGUCGUUACACCAGCUCCCAAUUAACGCAAGACCACGCAGGUCGUGGCUUCAAUGGCUCAACGCACUUGCCUUCUUGCCAGCGUUCCUCUUUGGGUGCUUUUUAAUACACGCUUUUCAAUUGCUCUAUCUGCUACCCCUGAAACUUGUACCCACGCAAUGGUCAAGGAAGCUGUAUGACGAGGGCAUACGGCAUACGAAAGGGUGUUUCGCAAUGCUCAUGAGCCAGUCGUCGUCAUUCUCUACACACCUGAUGAACCAGUGGUUUGCACCCACGUAUCUGUCUAUCACUUUCGAAACCCAGGGCCAGGGAAAAUUCACCAUGGAAGAGAUAGAACAAAUCAUACAACGAGACCCGUCUGGAAAAGUGGUCGCAUUAAAGUUGCCGCUCAAGAUGGUCAUCACCUCCAAUCACCAAGUGUACUGCGACUGGUGGUACGUAUGGUGUCUCACAUACUUCAUGCAAGCCCACAAGGACGUCUUCAUCGUGCUGAAGAAGAGUCUCAAGUGGAUCCCCGUCCUUGGAACACAACUCUCGAAACUCGGCAGGCAAGCUGAGGAGGAGAAUAAGCCUUUCAUGUUUAUUCUCUUCCCAGAGGGAACUCUCGUAAGCAAAAACACGAGACCCAUAAGCAGGAGUUAUGCGGACAAGCUGGGAAUCCCGGACCUCCACAACGUUCUGCUUCCCCGCUCGACAGGAUUGCUCUAUUCUCUCCGGUCGCUUGUACCUCGUUUACCUACCUUGAAACUGCUGGACAUUACCGUUAUUUACCCAGGUGGGUUUGUUCCAUGGCAGUUACGGACACACGCUCGACGUAGUAUUCCAGGGAUACCACCUAGAGGGUACGGACAAUCAUACUAUACCCUACGCUCGAUAUUCUGCGAUCGGGUUCCGCCCCCAGUUGUUCAUAUGCAUCUGCGUAUAUUCGACGUUGCCAAGGAGGUGCCCAUCGGAAACAUUUCAAAGUGCGGGCCUACCGCUAUAGCCAAUGGGUGGGCGACUCCCAGUCUCUAUGAGACUGGGAUCCCCGAAGGUGAAAGGGAACGCUUUGACGAAUGGCUUCGGGAACUAUGGACUUGCAAGGAUCGGUAUAUGACUCGAUUUCUCGAGGGUGACACGUCAGUCGCACAGAAACCAGUGCAGGUCCCGUUGGAGUUGCAAGGCAAGGUUCAAGUGGCUGGCGCAUACUGUUACUUCAUACCUGUCAUUGUGGCUUACACCUGGUCAAAGCUGGCGAAGCAGUUUUUUUAG
This is a messenger RNA of Pisolithus orientalis, 1263 nucleotides long. RefSeq lists its product as uncharacterized. The record is from RefSeq and is a predicted model, not a curated record. Bases 1 to 1263 code for a protein of 420 amino acids. Gene Ontology annotation, cellular component: endomembrane system. Lineage: Eukaryota; Fungi; Basidiomycota; Agaricomycetes; Boletales; Pisolithaceae. The transcript has 5 exons. Gene Ontology annotation, molecular function: acyltransferase activity.